Messenger RNA from Triplophysa rosa, 2097 nucleotides. RefSeq lists its product as uncharacterized. The record is from RefSeq and is a predicted model, not a curated record. The coding region runs from base 35 to 796 and encodes 253 amino acids. NCBI's taxonomy places the organism in Eukaryota, Metazoa, Chordata, Actinopteri, Cypriniformes, Nemacheilidae. The transcript has 5 exons.
AUCACCAGUCAGUUAUUCAGACUUACUCGCUGAGAUGGAGAGAUCAAGACUUACUGUUACCGUGCUUAUAUAUGGUUUACUUUUCAAUCAAAAAAUCUAUGGAGCAGAGAUCGAGCUGAAGGUCAGACCAGGAGACAACAUCACUCUCAUCUGUGACCGUCCUUUAACUCGUGGUUCCAUCAUUGCAUGGAUAAGAAACUGCUCUCAUGAAAAUCAACCCUCUCUCAUAAUAGAUCAAAAGACAAUGUAUAAAAACAACUUACCUCGUUUCAGCUUUCUUCAAAACUCCAACAUUAAAUCUUUAGAUCUACAUAUUAUUAACGUUAAAGUCUUUGAUCUGGGACUGUACUACUGUGCUGAAUAUGAAAGAAAAUUAAAUGAAGAUAAAAAUGGCAUUACAUACACAUCUGAAGUGUACUAUUAUGGAAACCAAACAACACGUCUCUCUCUCGCUGAGCCAGUAACUGCCAGUUCUGGACCCUCCAGCACUGUCUCUCCUCCUCCUGUAUCAGACUGUUUUCUCUGCUGGACGCUGCUCUUCAGUGUGUGUCCUGUGUGUGUUCUCCUCUCCUCCAUCUGUGUGUACUGUCUCUGUCAGAAGAAAACUACAGGUGGUGGAACUGAUCACAAAGAAAACCAAAGAAGUAGAACUACUCCUGAGGGUGGAGAUGAUGAUGAGGUGUGUUAUGCUUCCUUGGAUGUGAUAACCAGAAGACCAAUGCGACUCAAGAAGAAGCAGAGUUCUGACUUUAGUACAUAUGCUCCGGUCAGAACAGACACAGUACAGCACUUCUGAUGGUUAAAAAGAACGCAGGUGCCUUUUUCAUUAAAACCUUCUGACUGAAACCACUAAUUUCAUAUCAAUGUUUAAAAAAGCAGUAUAUGAGACAUUUAAGCUUGUAUACCUCACAAAGUCUCUUGUCUGGUUCUUGACGUCUGUUCAGAGGUGAUCUCACAGUAUUCUUCCCCGGUAUAUUUCAGUUGUGUCUUUCAUGCUCAUAGAUUUUUCAGACUGUUGUUAUGGUGUGCCGUGGCAUCUGACCCUCUUUCACUGUGUGUUGGUGGAUAUACUGUAUCUUUAAUUCUGUGAUUAAACAGAGAUCAAAUUUAAGACCAGAAUAAGAUUGUUCCCCUUUUUAUGAUGUUGUUUUAAAUAUAUUAUAUUAUAGCUUUUGUAGAAGCAAAUGUACAGAGGUGAUGAUGUGAACAACAGGAUGUUAAAGUGGGUUACCUGGGUGCAGUCGAUUAAAGUAUAUAAUGUAUAUUUAUCUUAGAUAAAAGGACACAAACUUUUAUCUGACUAUUUUUUCGAUAAGCACCUAUUGAAUUACAGAACAUAUUGAGACAUGCAAGCAUCCUGCUAUGUAGGUCAAUUUGCCUAACAAACAAAAAGAGAGAAGCAGCUUCUGAGGCAACAUUCGUAUGUCCAGAAGUGCUUUAAAAAUAUAUGAAUUCUUUUUGCUUUUUCUCAUAUUUUGGAUUUGCGAACUAUAAAUUAUAAAUAAGGUUUAAAUUAUAAAUAAGAAUUAACCAAAGUCAUUUUACUUUUAAUUGUUUAGUGCAGGUUAAAGAUUUCACAGUGAAGCUUCGGAGAUCUUCAAAUGUUACUUUUGCAUAAUUUCACCAGCCGUGUUGGCGAAGGGUCUUUUAUUCUCAGUAUAGAUGAUCUUAACCACAAAUGUUUCCACUCAAGUUCAAUGCACAUGAGACAGAAAUAGACAGGACGUUGUGUGUGAAGGUGUAAAUGCUUGCUCAUGUGAUCAGUUUGUGGUGGAGUUGGUUUGUUUGCAUGCCGUGUCUGCACCUUUACACUUUCUUAUGUUUGAAAAACCACAACAUCAUUACAUUUAUGGAGAAAUGGGUGUAGGUUAUUGGAAAAAACAUUGAUAGCCUAGCUGUCACCGUGCAACAUUGAGACAGACACUGUGAGCAAACACACACAUAGUACACCCAUAUAAAAACACGUACUUGCCUUCAUGCGCCGUCCGAUAGCCGGCUUGAAAAGGUAUACAAGGACUUGUGUUGUGAUAAGUGUAUGGUGAAUAUAUGUUUGAUGUGAAUGUUUAUUGUUUUGCUUCAUGUUGCUAUAUGUACCUG